Lindgomyces ingoldianus is the source of this 1268-nucleotide messenger RNA. RefSeq lists its product as uncharacterized. The transcript has 2 exons. The record is from RefSeq and is a predicted model, not a curated record. Lineage: Eukaryota; Fungi; Ascomycota; Dothideomycetes; Pleosporales; Lindgomycetaceae. The coding region runs from base 103 to 1158 and encodes 351 amino acids.
UGUUAAUCAUUCACGUUCAUAUUCCAUUUAGUUGUGCCAUGCACUGUCUCUGCAAUCUUUAAAAUUACUAUCUUGCGCUACCUGCCCAUCCAGACCACCAAUAUGGCCGGAAUAGCCCUCGAGGUAUUCGCCCUACUAACUGGCAGUGCCCUUGGCAUCAUCGGUUUACUCUUCCCACACGGUGACGCCAGUACAAGCUACUUAGCUCAAGGCCACUCCCUUGUACGCGUCGGUAUUGGCCUGAAUUCUUCUACAUCUGAGGGUCUGGGUGGCACUGUCCCGUCAAUCAGGGUGUACAAUGAGGAGGUUAUUCCCAUCGGUCGCGCAAGUGGUUCCAACUUAACCAACAUUGGGGCUGGCAAAUACAUCACCAUUCCAGUCAUACAGAAUAUGACAUACCAGCAACCGACAUAUUUGGAGGUUGCUGGUGGUCCUGAUGCUGUCUGCGUGGCGUACCUGGCUCAGACGUGGUCAGAUGGUACUCAAGUUGGGUGGUUGGGGGAUAUCGGCAAGUUCUGUGGGGCGAAAUGGUAUUACUCGAACCUAUAUGUUGGCACCUCUAAUGGGUCUAUGUACAAACCGUAUUGCACUUGGAUCGGCGGUCACCGAAACCAGAACGCCUUGUUCGAAUACAGUGGCCUUCGAAUUCACACUCCAGAUUUUGGACCUGUGGAUUCAUCGAACCAUUUUAAUGUUCCGGAAAACCCUACAGCACUUUGCAAUUACCCUAAGCUAGAGUGGUACCGGCAACCAAUAUUCCAGUCUGCAGCUCCAAGCUUCCGGCCUUUUACUUUUAGUCAUAUGUUAACCGUGCUUAAUGUUUUCAGCUUGAUCGGUAGCACCCUUGGUGCUCCUAUCAAAAAGUUGCCAUCUUGGAAUUGGGACGAACGAAACCAGGUGUCGUUCAGACCGAGUAUAGUCGGCAGUCAUGAUGUGCGACAUAGCAGCAGGUACCUUUGUGCGAGCCUAACUUCAUGGGGACCGGAUUUCGUGUCCUUUGAAGAGGGCAUAUUCUGCGACAUGAGCCUCAAAAAGACUUGGCCGCUAUGCGGUGGUAAAGUUGCUAAGAAUUGUUAUGAUUGGCAAAUUCAUGCAAUUUUGGAUGGGAGAAGGAGGAAGCGCGAGAUUCGAUAUCGUAAUGCUAUUGAGUGGAAAUAGGUCGUUCCCAGAUAUAGGGUAUGGGAGUUCGCAUGGUUCACUACCCCAUCCGAUUUCGCUACUCUUAUUGUGACAGCGUGCUGCUAUCGUAUAAGCUGCAUGGAUAUAGG